Messenger RNA from Symbiodinium pilosum, 780 nucleotides. The record is from the annotation of a GenBank genome assembly. NCBI's taxonomy places the organism in Eukaryota, Dinophyceae, Suessiales, Symbiodiniaceae.
AUGGCCACCAUUCGAGACGACAACAGUUUCGAUGUGGAGGCUUUUCUGGCCGAAGAGCGGCAGGAUGUUGAGAAAUCGCGACGCCAGGCGCAAGCAGAAGCUCGAGACCCCUUCGGUCGGCAUCGCUGGGUUUGUCUUCAAAACCUGCAGACCACAGCUCUCAAUGGCAAAUAUGCAGAGGUUCUGGUGCCGCUCAACCAAGACUCCAGGCUCGGCGUUCGCGUUCAGCAGGAGGCAGCGCCCAAACUAAUCAAACAAGUCAAUCUGAUGGCCAUUCCUGAUGAGGAGACUGUGCAAGUCUGCCGCAUAGCUGCGAAAGGAGAGGAUUCUUUUCUUGGUGGCUACAUCCAGGACACGCGCUGGCCCCUUGCUAUCCUGCAGAGCAUGCCAUGGACAGUUUCUCCCAUCUCUGCUCGACUUGGCUUUCCGCUGCGUGUAACUCGCGUGCCUGCUCGCUCCAAGCUUUCACGCCGUGAGGACUUUGACAACCAGUGGGCCACGUACAUGCUGAUCGAAAUCAGAUCGGGCUUCGCGCCAGACGAGUGGCAGGCUUUCGUGGGCCCUGUUGUGGUAUGGAGGCCUGAUGGAGAUGUUUCUUCGGACGACAUGUGUCUCCUGAACGACUUCUUGUCCGACCUCCUCGACGGUCCCUACAGUGAGGGUACCAUGAAUCCAGACCGCGAUCUUACGCCCACAGCAUGGGCUCGUCAUCGGAGCCGAUCUCUGGAGAACGCACGUUUCAACCCAGAUUCUGAACAGUAUGAGGACCUGCAUUUCUGA